AUGGCGUGCGCCAACCCCACAGAAUACCUACCCAUCUCCACAAAAUACCCUAAUCCACCCCCCAGGAGCCCUAUAGAAAUCCCCCCGGGAGCAGGUUUCCGACCAAAUCAAGCCUUCAAGAAUGAGAGGUUGCAGAAGCAGAAGACUUUCACCCCACUGGGAGAAUCAUAUACUAGUCUAUUCCACAGGUUGAUACAGUUGGGUAUGUUGAAUCCGAUUGAGCCUAAGCUGCCAAAUCCCCCUCCGAGAAAUCUUGACCACUCGGUGAGUUGUGAAUAUUGUUCAGGGGCUCCAGGGCAUGACACCGAGAAAUGUUGGAAGUUGAAAACGGCUAUUCAAGAGCUUAUUGAUACCCAUCGGAUCGAGGUCCAAGACCCGGAAGUGCCUAAUAUCAACCAGAAUCCGUUGUCAGCCCAUCAUGAGACCAAUAUGAUUGAGAUAGUGCAUAAAGCAGGAGAGCCUAAGAAGCCAUCACAGACUGUAAUGAUGUUCAGGUCCUGUGAAGUCAGGACGAGUGACAAGUCAACAAGUGGGAAGUCAUUGAUCAAGUUGAAAGAGACAGACAGUAAACCAGUUGUGGUAGUUCAGAAGGAGUCUUCAAGCGGGGUUGCAGUGAAACAAGAAAAAGUAAAAGUGGUGGUACCAGGGGCAGUGAACAAGUCUGUCGUAGUAGUGGAAGGUGCUCGCAAAGAGCCCGUGAUUAGCAAACCAGUGACUCAGCUACCAAUAGUCAACAGCAAGGCCGUCCCUUGGAAUUAUGGCCGAAUGACAGUGACUUACAAAGGGAAAGAGGUUAAAGAAGAAGUUUGUGAGACCCAUGGGUUGACUCGCUCGGGGAGAUGCUUUGCCCCCGAGGAGUUAAGAAAAGCCAAAACCUCCAAAGAUAACCCAGUGUUAGUGAAGAAAGCUGUGACCGAAGAAGAGGCAGAGGAGUUCUUGAAGAAGAUGAAAAUGCAGGACUAUUCUAUUGUAGAGCAGUUGUGGAAGACCCCUGCCCUAAUUUCAGUUCUCUCAUUGUUAAUCCAUUCGGACGAGCACCGCCGGGCGUUGAUGAAAAUCUUGAACGAGGCCCACGUCCCUGACAAGAUCUCUGUAAACGAUCUGGAAAAGAUAGCAAACAAGAUUUUUGAGGUAAACAGAGUCACCUUUUUUGAUGAUGAAUUGCCCAUGGAGGGUACUGAGCAUAAUAGAGCCCUUUAUCUUACGGUGAAGUGCGAAGAUUCCGUCGUUACCCGGGUAUUGAUUGAUAAUGGUUCCAGCACCAACAUUUGCCCUCUCUCCACCCUGGACAAAUUGAAAGUGGACAAUGAAAGAAUUCACAAGCACAGUAUUUGCGUUCGAGGGUUCGACGGUGGAGGGAAAGAUUCAGUCAGGGACAUAGUGCCGGAGCUGACAAUUGGGCCAGUUGAAUUUACUAUGGAAUUCCAGGUGCUCAAUGUGGCAGUUUCUUACAAUCUUUUGUUAGGCCGACCCUGGAUUCAUGCCGCCAAGGCAGUGCUGUCUACCCUGCACCAGAUGGUCAAAUUUGAAUGGGACAGACAGGAAAUUGUGGUACACGGAGAGGACGGUUUGUGUGCCCAGAAUGAUUCCAUUAUACCUUUCAUCGAAGUUGAAGACGACAAGGGGCCGUGGGUCUAUCAGGUUUUUGGUGCAGUGUCAGUUGAGAAUAUCCCAGAAGGGGAAUGUGUUCCAGUUCCGAAAGUGGCAGCCGCAUCAGUCAUGGUAGCCUCCGAAAUGUUGAAGAAUGGUUUUGUACCUGGCAAGGGUUUGGGUGCGUCUCUGCAAGGUAUCGUACAGCCGGUGUCUCUCCCCAAAAACUUGGACACCUUUGGUUUGGGGUUCAAGCCUAUAACUGCAGACAUAAGGCGAGCUAGAAAGUUGAAACAGAGGGCAUGGUUUCUUCCAAAGCCUGUCCCAUGUCUCUCCCGAUCCUUUGUCAGGCCUGGUACCAAGAAGCGCCCGUGGCUAUUAUUUGGCCGGCUGAAAGCCAAGGCCAAGUUAUUCUGGAAUCUACCUAUUUCUGCAUAUUUACUUUCUCCUCUACUGAUCCAGUGUGAGCAUUUCCCAGGGUCCUUGAGGCUCUUUGGGAACUACACACUGGAGGCCUGGCUCAAUGUGUUGUGGACCUCUACUACUAUUUCAAGACUGUUGUGUUGA
Messenger RNA from Nicotiana attenuata, 2157 nucleotides. RefSeq lists its product as uncharacterized. NCBI's taxonomy places the organism in Eukaryota, Viridiplantae, Streptophyta, Magnoliopsida, Solanales, Solanaceae. The record is from RefSeq and is a predicted model, not a curated record. The coding region runs from base 1 to 2157 and encodes 718 amino acids. Gene Ontology annotation, molecular function: nucleic acid binding. The transcript is spliced from 3 exons.